This is a messenger RNA of Marchantia polymorpha subsp. ruderalis, 1477 nucleotides long. The record is from the annotation of a GenBank genome assembly. Lineage: Eukaryota; Viridiplantae; Streptophyta; Marchantiopsida; Marchantiales; Marchantiaceae.
GGACGGUGGAUUGCGCAUGCCGGAGGUUUACCGAACAGAUGUUGUCCGAUGGACGUUUAGUAGCAAAAAUCUGAGAUACCGGUGAGGUCACGAAUGUCAGGGCAAAUUGCGCGGGAGCCUGGAGCACAUGACAACGAGGUUCGCAAUGCCACUGCCUUGUUAUCUCUAGCCUCUCUGUACGUCUUCAGGUUUGUCGUCUGGAAUGUACACCCCUGCAACAACUACGACAAGAUUGAUCGAUCGAUGCCCGGUCGACGACAAACGCCAUGAACAUUCACUGGACCUUGAAGUUGCUGAGAAACUCCAUCCGACCCGCAAUAUAAGUCGUAGCUCUCGCUCACGGCAACCACUCUUCAUCUCCUGCUUGAGCACGAAGCUCAAGCAGAAGCACAAGGAUCUCAUGCAAGACUCGAAUGCAGAAGUUUCUCCGAUACUCGAUUCGAACGACAAGUAUUUUGUCAAACGACUGAAAUGCAGCACCUCAUGGACCUUUCGUUGGACCUUGCGUUGUUGAAAGUUGUACAUGAGGACAAGACGAGCACGAUCAUGAGCCUCUUCUUUUUGUCUCUGAAGCUCGGUGCAUGUGACGAUUUGGUCAAAUGCCUAGUGCAAUUCAGAGUUCUAUUCCAUAUUUUAUUGCACGAAAAGUGGACUCUCGCGAGACUUUGCAUGAUCUUCGCCCACCACUCGACGAUUAAUGCUGGCGCAGACGAUUAAUGCUGGAGCUCUGGAUGUGCAAAAACGAAAUUGAGCUUGAGGGAGCUCGAGGGAGCAGCUGACUGAACACAUACACAAACAAGUAGAAGUGAAGAGUGAACUCCUACGACAAAAAAGGAAAUAGAUCUGCAAAGGAGGAUAUACCACUUGGGAAUUGGAGAUGACGUAAAGAUUGGAUGAUUCGAUGGGUCGGAGAAUAAAUCCACUGAUUGUUCGAGAGCCUUGGAGUCCGAUCCUUUUAAGACUUGGGUUUGUGCUCAGAGCUUUUCGGCGCUCUUACGUGCAUGGAUAUUCUGCACCGCCACGCGGUGGAGGCAGUGGAGUGCGGCUGGAAUAUUCAUUCAGCUGUCCGUCCGUCGUUCACGAGGAAUUUCCUUCGCGCAUCUCUCCAAACUGCAGCCGUGCUAUGGAGCCAGCCAGCGAGGCUCGUUGAAAUGCUUGGAGCCGUGUCAAGAGCGCAUCCCGAGGAGAACAAAUCUCUCGCACAGAGCUGAAAUGGGAGAGAGAACAACAGAAAUUCAACAUCAUGGCCUUCGAAUCUAGAAGAUGGGAAGAUGGGAAGAUGGGCCAUUGCCUCGAGGUUCCAGCUAUUUUUCGAACAUGAGUGUAACCUCUCACUUGCACAGAAAGCCAGCCAUCGACUUCCCCUUGAGUUCACUCCAGCACUAGGAGUGAAUUUGAGGAGUAAUCUUACUUAUGCCCAUGCCCUUCCAAUUUCAAAGGACUUUCCUAAUGCUCUCUGUCUACAUUGGAUCUACUG